AUAUAUAUAUAUUUAAUAGUUAUAAAUGAAAGGAUUUUGUCUGUAAUGAUUCCCACGAAAACUUUCAUUAGAUAACGUUCAAAAUCAAUGUAAGCAUUUCUAAUCUUGAAAGAAAUUUCCCACCUGGACUAUGAUGUCUGCAAGAACUGAAUUUAUUAAUUUUUAUGUUAUUUUGAGCUCCAUCUGUCGAUACGUUAAUUAGUUGCUCAAGGAUGCUAUUAGGGAUAAAUUCUUGCCUGUUGAUACUAGCAGCCGUGGCAUGGCAAGCUACAGCUAUACAAGAAGAUUGUCCUCACCCAGAAGACAGCUACCCCUGCUAUUGUGAGGACGAUGAAGAAAGGAGCGUAAUGCAUUGCAACAAUCUUGAAAAGAAUGAGCAACUAGUGCAGGCCUUACAGAAACUAACAGAUUUCCAUUUGUACACUUUGUCCGUAUGGAUGUUUGACACGGCAACCAUAAAAUCAGACGCAUUCAAGGGACCGACAUUCAAAGAAAUUACAUUCACCCAUUCGCAGCUGAUUUUGGAAUCACCUCCAUUUUUGGGCCAAGAGAAAUCUUUGGGAAGACUCACUUUCAUUUCUAGUUUCGACGAAGAAGAUCCUCUAAAACCACUGUCCAUGGGACACCUCACAAAACUGAAAGAAAUAACUUUCGAAAAAAAUGAGAUCAAAGUCUUGAAGAACGAUUGGCUGACUUCUGUUGGUCCCAGUUUUAGAUCGAUAACAUUUGAUGAAUGCAAAAUUGAGGAACUUGAAGACGGCGUGUUUUCCAAACUGUCAAGUCUUACAACCAUCUUCGUGAUGAAUAAUAAAAUAUCUACGGUCUCUCGAUCUAUGUUCCCAAAAGAUGCUUCAAGCUUACGAUCCAUUACACUAAGUGGCAAUAAGAUUACAUCAUUACCAACUGAUUUUUUCAAGAAUAUGCCAUCCCUUAUGUCAGUAGACUUGGAAAGAAACCAACUGACAGCUAUACCAGAAUCUACAUGGUUGCCUGUGUUUGAACAAAUUUCAAGGUUAUACUUGGCAGAUAAUCCCAUAGCAUGUGACAAAUCUUUGAAAUGGAUCACUAAGAAAGCUCCACCGAAGCAGUUUACUGGCCGAUGCAGCAAACCACAAAGUUUGAAAGGCCGAGAAAUCCGUCUCUUGACCCCGGCAGAAUUACGGUUUUAAGAAACAUUUAUCAAAUUUUACAAGAAGAUUAACAUUAAACUUUGUAAAUUAA
Molecule: messenger RNA, 1221 nt
Organism: Parasteatoda tepidariorum (common house spider)
Lineage: Eukaryota; Metazoa; Arthropoda; Arachnida; Araneae; Theridiidae
Molecular function (GO): protein binding
Source: RefSeq, a predicted model, not a curated record